AUGCAAAGAAGCCUUGGGAACGUGAAGAUUUUCGUGGCCUACUUCAACAACGACGGCAAUGCAGAUGAUGACAGUCACGCGUCAUUGCCUUUUACUUGCCCGCAGUCGUGUGUUGACAAGAUUCCUGCAUUCGACGAUGCUGAACUCCAGUUGGCUUUGAAACAGCUUCGGAAUGGUAAGUCUGCAGACGGCGAUGGCUUGGUCUUGGAAAUGUUUAUUCAUGCCGGUGAUGUUUUGAGCCCUUUGCUUUUCAACGCUGGGCUUGAAGCAGCGAUACAAUCUUGGAAAUCCCGCAUCCGUGACUGUGGUAUUCACGUGGGUCACACCGAACGUUUGACGAACAUUCGCUUUGCAGACGACUUGAUGAUUUACAGCAAAUCGUCAUCUGAAUUGGCCUACAUGUUGGAAGUGUUGUCGGAAGAGCUUCUGAAAGUCGGUUUGCAACUCAAUCCGAAGAAAACAAAAAUUUUGACGACAACGGAGCUGGCAUCGCCAAUGUAUUUGGAUGUGCAUGGAGACAUGAUUGCGGUUUUGCACGGCGUGGCCCAAGGCUGUGCCAGCUGGACCGCGGCGGAAAAUGCUCCCCACCAACGUCUCGCCCAGACGGAGGACAUCGGAGGACGCAGCGGCGCAUCUGCCAGCGUCCUCGGUUGGUCGCAUUUGUUUGAGUCUGCCGCGGUGCUGCUUAGGCCAAUGCCGAUUGAUAUGACCCGGCUACCAACCGCCUCCCAGCGCGGACUUACGGUACGCACGCAUGGCGUAGCCUGCAGCCGCACUGGGACCACGCAUGCCAUUUUCGUGGGUGCAGUUGUUUGCGAACUGGAAGUCGGUUGGACCACAAAACUCACGGCAGACGAGGUGCCUGUUUACAACGCCACCGCGCCAUCCAGAAACGACCCUGCUUCUGAUGCCGCUGAUGCGAGCGAGUCACACGGCUGGCCAUUCCCGCUGGAACCUUUUCGCUUCAUUGGGGACCUCGCCCCCUCGAAGUACAAGUAUGUGCCGACGUAUGUGAAGGUAAUCCACAGCGUCCCACAUCUCGUACUCCUCAUCGGCACCGGUGCAGAUUUGGCGCUGCUAGCUCGGAUAUUGAUGGAGUACCGCAACUGGUACAAUGUCACGCAUACCAACCUCGAAAUUUGUGUACUGCUUCUAUGCUUCUCAUAUGGUUUAUUUUGUUUGCAGCAUUUUUUCAAGCACCUGGUUGAGUACAGUGCAGACCUGCAGACCAGAUCUAUCAGACUGCAAGCCAGCAGGAGUCAAGUGUCAGAAACUUUCAACGACACCGUGACGGAGAUGGAUUCCAUGUUGAACAAGUCUGCCGACACCCAGGCUUCGCUCGCAGAGCGGGGUUUAGAUUCUCACAGGCGCGACUUUCACACCUUCCUUCUGAAGGGUAUGGUGCGCAAACUUGCCGUUUCCACGAUUGAAAUUUCGCCAGAGAGUUUCAUAUCCUUCAUUGUGCAGUACCUGGCCAUUUUCGAAGAAUGUGCUGUGGAUCCGAUUCAUGAGCCGUACAUUCUAGCGACACAGGAAGAACUCCGAGCAAAAUGUGCUUCAGCAGCUGAAGUUGCUGAGCUUGUUGGGAACCGUGCGAAGGCAAAAGAAGUAAGGUUUCUUGGCAACCACGUCGAGGAAGCAAAGAAAAAAGCUUCGGGAUUGCGUCAAAAAUGGAAGAAGGUCACGCAUGUGCCGAGAAAGGUUCUUCGUUUGACUGGCCUGGGGCGAUGGGUCAAGCGAAGGAAGAACCCGAAGACAGGAGAUGAAGAAGACGGAUCGUUUGGAACCUUUUCGCACGACGGCAUCGCAGAACCUCGUGAGCUGAAGUGGUUCCGAAUUGACAUUGGAUGUGGGAUCGGUAUUGAGACAGCAGGAGAUGAAGAGGAAGGGUCUUUUCCAGUUCAAAUCCACGGCCUCUUGUUUUCCUGCACGGUUCUGUCGCCUGAACAUGUCCAGUUGUUGGUGAGCAUUGUCACUGGAAUACCAUUGCUCAUUCUGAGCUGCGUGGCGGUGAGUGAGUAUUCUCGAGCUCUCACGUGCUCCAUCGCAGUCGCAUUGCUGUGCACAUCUUUCGUGUUGUAUGACUUCCUAGAAAUCGAUGCAGUGCAGAGAAUGGAGAUCCAGAUUCAGGAGAUGCAAGCUGCUGUGGCCAUGGUUCAACAAAGACGCGAAAGGAUGCUUGAGUUCUUCGGAAAACUUCAUCAGCUUGCGGAUUUAUGGCUCUAUCGCACCUUGCCACGCUUGGAGUUCAUGAAGCUGCUGAGUGAGUCGCUUCAAGACGCAGAAGAUGCCGACAUGGCGAAGCACUUGCAAGACAUAGUCGCGAAGGUGGGAAUUCUGGAAGACUCCCUCAUGCCGCUUUCAGCAUGGGAAUCCGACCAACUGUCUCGGGAAACAAAGAAAGGGCUUGCAGACAGCAUCACAAGGCUUACCAGAAGCUCGGCAAAUGAUGCCUUAGAGCAGGUGCCGACGUUAUCGAAGGAGAUGUCUGAAAUCAAGAUCCGUCUCCUUGCCGCACCGCCGCCGGGAGCGGACGCUUGA
Molecule: messenger RNA, 2541 nt
Organism: Symbiodinium sp. CCMP2592
Lineage: Eukaryota; Dinophyceae; Suessiales; Symbiodiniaceae
Source: the annotation of a GenBank genome assembly